GACUCAGAUCGUAAGCUUUUUUCAUGCUUGGUGUACCGACUGGGAGUUGGGAGCUUCUCAGACGUGACAAACUAACUGUAUACGACAAAAGCCGUCGCAUUUUGUACGCCAGGCCCCGAGUUUCUGCGCGAUUCCUAUUCCAAUCCAACACUCCAUGGCCGAGUUUUCUGAUAAAUCGCCCCGAGUUUUCUGCGUUGGCACGGCUGAUACGAAACUCGACGAGCUCCGAUUCUUGGCGGAGUCUGUUCGAUCCAGUCUCAACAACUUUUCCAAUUCACAGGUACAAGUUGUGGUGGUUGAUGUUUCUACGGCACAAACCGAUGAGAUUGAAAGUUUGUCAGAUUUUACAUUGGUACCAAGGAAGGAUGUUCUUUUCAGCUAUUUUGGAUCAAUUGGGAAAAUCCCAAGUUCGCUUCCAGAUGAUAGAGGUAAAGCUGUUGCAAUAAUGAGCGAAGCACUCAAACAUUUGCUACAAGAAGCUCAGAAGAAUGAUGUGCUUGUCGGAGUUAUUGGCCUUGGAGGAAGUGGGGGCACAUCUUUGAUUUCCUCUGCUUUCAGAUGCCUUCCCCUUGGAGUGCCUAAGGUAAUUGUCUCUACUGUAGCAAGUGGGCAAACUGAACCUUACGUUGGGACAUCUGAUUUAGUAUUGUUUCCGUCAGUGGUUGAUGUUUGUGGGAUUAAUAGUGUAAGUAGGGUUGUGUUAUCAAAUGCUGGAGCUGCUUUUGCUGGAAUGGUAACGGAGAGGCUUGUGAGGUCCAAAAAUUCUACUAAGACUAAUGAAAAACUUACUGUUGGUUUAACCAUGUUUGGAGUUACCACACCAUGUGUAAAUGCUGUCAAAGAUAAAUUGCAUAAAGAAGGCUUUGAGACCAUGGUUUUCCAUGCAACAGGAGUGGGAGGUAGGGCUAUGGAAUCUCUUGUUCAAGAGGGAUUUAUACAGGGUGUUUUGGACAUUACAACAACAGAAGUUGCGGAUUAUGUAGUUGGGGGUGUUAUGGCAUGUGAUAGUUCUCGGUUUGAUGCCAUUGUAGAAAAAAAGAUUCCUUUAGUUCUGAGUGUGGGGGCCUUGGAUAUGGUAAACUUUGGAGCUAAGGACACCGUACCUUCUGAGUUUCAGAAAAGAAAAAUUCAUGUACAUAAUGAGCAGGUUUCACUUGUGCGAACCACAGUACAUGAAAAUAAGAAAUUUGCUGCCUUCAUAGCUGACAAACUGAAUAAGGCAUCAUCAAAUAUACGUGUUUGCCUACCGCAAAAGGGUGUUUCUGCUUUGGAUGCACCAGGGAAGCCCUUUCAUGAUGCUGAGUCUACUGGCAUUCUUCUAAAUGAACUACAGAAGCUUAUACAGACAAAUGAAAAUCGACAGGUAACUUUGUAUCCUUAUCACAUCAAUGACCUGGAGUUCGCAGAUGCGCUGGUUGACUCAUUUUUAGAAAUUAGUACGAAGAAUGCUACUCCUUCCACACCUCCCCAUAAUGAUUCUAGCGCAGCCAAUCAAGGCCCUUCUGAUGAUCGUGCUUCAGAUAUGAAUCUUCUGAGCCAUCAGAGCAUUUGUUACAGCCCUGCAAAUUUCCCCGAUGCUAAACCAGAGACAUUGACAAGAACUCAAACAAUAUUGCAGCAACUGAGGGAUCAAAUUGAUAAAGGAUUACCCAUAAUAGGGGCCGGUGCAGGGACUGGAAUAUCUGCGAAAUUUGAAGAAGCUGGUGGUGUUGAUCUAAUAGUUGUGUACAACUCAGGACGUUUUCGCAUGGCCGGUAGGGGUUCUUUAGCAGGGUUGUUGCCUUUUGCUGAUGCCAAUGCUAUAGUGCUAGAGAUGGCUAAUGAAGUACUGCCAGUGGUGAAGAAGGUACCAGUUCUUGCUGGAGUAUGUGCAACUGAUCCAUUUCGCCUGAUGGGCUACUUUCUAAAGCAGUUGGAGGCAAUUGGAUUCUGUGGAGUGCAAAACUUUCCAACUGUUGGGUUGUUUGAUGGCAAUUUUAGGCAGAAUCUUGAGGAGACAGGGAUGGGAUAUGGUGUGGAGGUCCAGAUGAUUGAAAAGGCUCAUAGGAUGGGUCUGUUAACAACUCCUUACGCUUUUAACCAAAAUGAAGCUAGGGAAAUGGCAAAAGCUGGAGCUGAUAUCAUUGUGGCCCAUAUGGGGCUUACUACAUCAGGCUCUAUAGGUGCAAAAACUGCUGUUUCAUUGGAGGAAAGUGUGCUGCGUGUACAAGCUAUUGCAGAUGCUGCCCAUAAUAUCAAUCCAAAUGUUAUUGUGCUCUGCCAUGGAGGUCCUAUAUCUGGUCAUGGGGAGGCAGAAUUCAUACUGAAGAGAACCAAGGGAGUUCAUGGGUUCUAUGGUGCAUCAAGUAUGGAGAGGCUGCCAGUCGAACAAGCUAUAAAAAGCACAACGCAGCAAUACAAAUCAAUUUCCAUCAAGUGAACUUCAAAUCCGUCCAUUUGUUGAAGCUUUUUUUUGGUGAGUGUUUAUAAUCUCUCUCUCCUCUCUUCAUGUCAUAAAAAGUGAGGACUAAUGGUUUACAGUUCAGUAUCGUGAUUUUGAGAAACUUCUGAGUUGUGUAACUAGGGUUUGCAAGAAGUUGAUUAUGUGAACUGUGCAUUACUAAGUGAAUAAUACUACUCAAAAGGAGUGUCAGUGCAUAUAUAAUACUGCUUGAUUUUGGAAA
Messenger RNA from Tripterygium wilfordii, 2663 nucleotides. Its product is annotated as toMV susceptible protein tm-1(GCR26). The transcript has 9 exons. Gene Ontology annotation, molecular function: catalytic activity. Lineage: Eukaryota; Viridiplantae; Streptophyta; Magnoliopsida; Celastrales; Celastraceae. The record is from RefSeq and is a predicted model, not a curated record. Bases 155 to 2419 code for a protein of 754 amino acids.